AUGUGCCGCAGAAAGUGCUUUGGUCUUUUUAUCCUUGCUUACUGCAUCGUACUGGUUACCCCCCAAGGUGCCUUCAGUCAUGGUGAUAUCAUUAGGACCUUUGUUGCAAAGUACAAGCAAAUACGAACUGUGAAUUUACUCCUGUGCACCAACACGCAUCUCAUUGAGGCAUCCCGAGGAUUAAUGGAAGCUGGGGUGCAAGUUAAAAUGCAAAGUGUUGAGAAGAUAAAUGUCUGGAGUGAUCUAUGGGAUGUAUUUGCGUGCAAGAUGUUUCGAAAAAUAAUAAUUUUGGACUUGGAGUGCGAAGGUAGCGAGAGGAUCUUGCUGGAGCUUGCCACCUUCAGUCAGAGCUUCAAAUCCUGCAAUCAUUGGCUCCUGCUGGAGAAUGUGCGUUCUGUGCCAUUGAAUGUCUUCGAGCAGCUCCCCAUUCACGUUAGUACGGAGAUAAUGCUGGCAACGAGGGAUGAGAACUUUGGUCAUAGCAAUGCAACCGCGUACACAGCUGCUGGAAGCUAUUGGCUAUACGAUAUCUGGAGUCCCGGAAUUGUCUUCGGAGGGAGUCUCAAUGUGACAUUCAUGGGGAAGUACGAGCCACACAUUAACAAUGGAAACUUUCAGUUGGUUACUCACGAUACAACUAUAAUACGUCGCAAAAAUUUGAAUUUGGUACCACUUCGCUGCAUGAUGGUGAUCACUGAAGAUCUCGAAGAAACAUUCGAAGAUUACGUGAGAGGAUCACGUAAAAAGCAUCUGGAUUCUGCUCAUCGAUUUACCUACACCAUUGUUACCUACGUUAAAGAUAUGUUCAACUUUAGUAUGCCAACGAUGCAUUCAAAGUCCUGGGGAUACCCAAAAAAUGGAACUUUCGACGGAAUGAUUGGAUUUUUAAUGCGCGGAGAAGCUGAAUUAGGUGGAUCACCAGGUUACAUUCGAGAAGAACGAGCGCGUGUCGUUGACUUUACAGUUGGGAUAUGGAUUACAAGGCCAUGCUUCAUUUUCCGCCACCCCUUCAAGGAAGGGCUAAUAAGCGACGUUUUUAUUAUUCCUUUCACAAAGUACGUAUGGAUUAGCAUUGCCACAGUGGGUGUCAUCUGGAUAUCAUUUGCAGGCUAUAUUAUGUACUGGGAGGGAUUUGUCGAGAAUACAGAUGGUGUUAAUGGAGUCCCCAGUGGGGGUGGUGGCGGCACUCAAAGUGGGCAUAUUGCAUCAAAUUUCAUUUUUCGCAAUGCCAUUAAAAGUUUGGGAAAAUACUUUCCCGGAAAUAAAUCAAAACUUCGUCGGGGUGACGACACGAAAGGAAAGCCAAACAGUUAUGACAAAUUCAAAAAGGAUGGAGCCGAUGGUGUGGAAGGAAGCGAAGAGGCUGAAAGGGGUGGUGACCUGCUGUUCCAUCCAACACCCGCGACUACCCCAGAGGGCACUCAUCCACAGCGAUCUUAUCGGCAGAUGGGGGCCACCAUCCGUACCGAGGCAACUGCCAAAGCUGUGAUUGCCAACGCGGGAGCUGUUGUGGGUGGGGAGCGCAGUGUAGUUAAAAUUCAUAACAGUCGCAGGGGUGUUAUUGAAAAUUAUGAGAAGGAAAAAUCAACGAACAGAACUGUUGCUCCCGCUAGGCAUCCAACGGCCGCUGAACGCUAUUCGCGGAGUGUCAUCCUCUUCAUUCGCGCCAUCUCCCAACAAGGUAAUCAGGAAUCACCAACUCAUGUCUGUGCUGGCAGUAUUGCAAUGCAAAUUCUCGUUUUGUUUGCUUUCUUCACCUUCCAGUAUUACUCAGCAAGUAUUGUUGGUUCACUCCUCAUGGAGAAACCUAAAACAAUCAAAACCCUGAGAAAUCUAAUCGACAGUAACCUGGAACUUGGAGCUGAAGAUAUACUUUACACUCGAGAUUUCUUCGUGAGAACAACCGACCCAGUGGCUCAAGAAUUGUUCAGAAAACGCAUAAAAUACUUCGAUAAGAAUAAUCAAGAAGUAGAGAAUUUUUUGCGUCCCGAUGUUGGGAUGCCAAAGGUGAAAAAGGGCGGUUAUGCGUUUCAUAUUGACGUCUCGGCUGCAUAUAAAAUCAUACGGGAUACCUUUACAGAGCGUGAAAUCUGUGAUUUAGUUGAAAUUGAUCUCUUCCCCUCGUACUCCUUCAUGAUGAUCAGCAUGGUGCGAAAGGGUUCACCGUACCGGAAGAUGAUGAUCUACGGCAUGAGGAAGACCGUUGAAACCGGGGUUGCGUAUCGAACGAAGGAUUUCUAUCAGACACCGCAGCCUAAAUGUACGCGUCAGAUGAAAGCUACCGAUCUUAUUGUUAACGUUGAGAGACUCUUCUCGGCUCAUGCAUUGCUAAUUUGUGGCUUUCUUUUGAGCUUGAUUGUGCUUAGUGUGGAGCUGCUUUAUAGGAAUUUAACAAACCGUAACAAAGCACGUAGAAGGCAUUAG
Lutzomyia longipalpis is the source of this 2424-nucleotide messenger RNA. RefSeq lists its product as uncharacterized. The coding region runs from base 1 to 2424 and encodes 807 amino acids. Lineage: Eukaryota; Metazoa; Arthropoda; Insecta; Diptera; Psychodidae. The record is from RefSeq and is a predicted model, not a curated record. The transcript has 8 exons.